AUGUUUCCCAUUGAUUGGGUGUGCGCUACUGCUCGCUUGGAACCUAUAGAUUAUGUUCGAAAGCCACAGGUUAUCCUACGCUUAAUUAUUGUGAUAUUAGCAGUUGUCAAUAUUGCAAUUGUACAUAACGGCUGCUAUAUUUAUGGGAAGUGCUUGUUUAAUGAAGAUCAGGCAUCUUGUGGAUAUAGUUUGCUUCUUUCUUCGUCAACAUUUAUUCUUUGCCUCGCCUAUCUUUGGUUGGAUUUAAUAGUGGACAAUGUUUCGAGCAUUGACAUACGUUUGCGAAUCGCUAAAUUUGACGUAGUAUUGUCAGGUAAUUCUUAG
This is a messenger RNA of Schistosoma guineensis, 324 nucleotides long. The record is from the annotation of a GenBank genome assembly. NCBI's taxonomy places the organism in Eukaryota, Metazoa, Platyhelminthes, Trematoda, Strigeidida, Schistosomatidae.